AUGCAGCGCUGCUGCAGCAUUUUGCUUUUGCUGCUGCUGCUGGGAGUCCUUUCUUGCUGCAGCUUUGCUGCUGCAGUGACUCACUACAAAGUGGCGGAGGACGGCACGGUGGCGGUGGCGGUGGAGCAGCAGCGCGGCGCUGCUGCUGCUGCUGGCAGCAGCAGCAGCAGCAGCGACGCAGCGCUUCUCGGGCAGCACUUAACCAUUGAAAUCCCCGGAAAUAAAGGUUUGCUGCGGCUGCUGCUCGGCUGCACUUUGCUGCUGGCCUUCUACGCCUAUGCUGCAGCAAAAGUCUACCCCAAGUUCGCCUCCACUUACCAAAAGCUCGUCAUGAAGGCCGAGGACUUCGGCGACGCCGUCUUCGGCGUCGAGCCCAAGACCAAGCUCCAGCACAUCCUCGACCGGUCAGUCCGGGGCCCCACACUUCUGCUGCUGCUGCUGCUGCUGCUGCUGCUGCUGCUGCUGCUGCUGCUGCUGCUGCUGCUGCUGCGACCAGCAGCGGCGCCUGCGCCGCAAACCGCUGCUGCUGCUGCCGCUGCUGCUGCUGCUGCUGCUGUUGCUGCUGCUGCUGCGCCCAACGGCCCUUGCACCCACCACAACUGCUGCUGCUGCUGCUGCUGCUGCUGCUGCUGCUGCUGCUGCUGCUGCAUGCAGGCUCGAGAGGUACGGAGAAGACAACCCGGUGGAGCUCCUCAGCCUUAUGGGUAUUUUUGCAUUGGGCCUCUCUUUGCUCCUCAGUGGAGUUCGCGCAAUGAAGCGCGGCAAAAAAAUCCGACUUGUGGGAGUCUAAGCCAUUUCAGGGGCCCCUGGGGGCCCCUGGGGGCCCCCGGGGGCCUCUGGGGGCCCCCGGGGGCCCCGGAGGGCCUCUGGGGGCCCCCGGGGGCCCCCGGGGGCCCGCGGAGGCAUUUGGGGGCCCCCGGGGGCCCCUGGGGGCCCCCCGCAGGGCUCCGGGGGCCCCCGGGGGCCCCCGGGGCCCCUGUGGGGCCCAUAAGACCCCCAGCGCUUGAGCAGCUACUGGGAAGGGGUUUUUCUUUUAGGGGGCCCCUAAGGGCUGGCAAGGCCCCCCUGGGGGGCCCCCGGGGGCCCCUGGAGGCCCCCAGAAUUGCAUUUUGCGACCGUCUCGUGUUUGAGGACCCUAGGGGCCCCCCAGGGGUCAAGGGGCCCCUUAGGGGUCAAGGGGCCCCCAGGGGUCAAGGGGCCCCCAGGGGUCAAGGGGCCCCCCAGGGGUCAAGGGGCCCCCCCGGGGCCCCCGUGUCUGACCUCUUGUGCAUUUAA
This is a messenger RNA of Eimeria necatrix, 1275 nucleotides long. RefSeq lists its product as hypothetical. The record is from RefSeq and is a predicted model, not a curated record. Bases 1 to 1275 code for a protein of 424 amino acids. The transcript has a single exon. Lineage: Eukaryota; Apicomplexa; Conoidasida; Eucoccidiorida; Eimeriidae.